UGGCGGCUGUUUCCUCCACCAACCCCCAACCCAGAUACAUUCACACACACCAACCGUCGACGUCACCUGUAUAUACAACAUCACACACUUGCAUUACACCUACCCUCUCUCUCUCCAACAAUGGCAUCUUCUCUCUCUGCGAAAUCAUUCAUCGGAGCUCUAUCUUCAGACCGAUCCUCACGAUUCGGUUCUUCACCUCAUUCCGAUCUCCGUUCUGCAGUCCUUCAAAUCUCCACUAGCCGUCGUCAAUCACGCUCUCCAACACUCGAGGUAAAAGCAGUUGGAAGUACAUAUGGAAACUACUUUCGUGUUACAACGUUUGGUGAAUCUCACGGUGGCGGAGUUGGUUGCGUGAUUGAUGGAUGCCCUCCUCGAAUUCCCCUUUCAGAGGCUGAUCUACAAGUCGAUCUCGACAGGAGGAGGCCAGGUCAGAGUCGGAUUACGACACCUAGAAAAGAAACCGACACAGCUCACAUAUAUUCAGGUGUUGCUGAAGGAUAUACUACUGGAUCUCCGAUUAUGAUCAAAGUGCCCAAUACAGACCAAAGGGGAAAAGAUUACAGUGAAAUGUCAAUGGCGUAUAGACCUUCUCACGCUGAUGCUACUUAUGACUUCAAGUACGGUACGAGAUCAGUGGAGGGCGGUGGUCGGUCAUCCGCUAGAGAGACGAUUGGUAGAGUUGCUGCUGGUGCUGUUGCUAAAAAAAUUUUGAAAGCAUAUUCAGGAACUGAGGUUCUUGCGUAUGUAUCGCAAGCUCACAAGGUUGUACUUCUGGAAGAGCUAGUGGAUCAUGAAACAUUGACCCUGGAUCAGGUAGAAAGCAACAUUGCCAGGUGUCCGGAUCCCGAAUAUGCAGAGAAGAUGAUUGCUGCUAUCGAUGCAGUCCGAGUGAGAGGAGAUUCGGUUGGUGGUGUUGUUACGUGUAUUGUGAGGAACCUCCCUCGUGGGCUCGGUUCACCGGUUUUUGACAAACUUGAAGCUGAGUUAGCUAAGGCGGCUUUGUCGUUACCCGCAACCAAGGGCUUUGAGUUUGGCAGUGGAUUUGCAGGUACAUUUUUGACUGGUAGUGAGCAUAAUGACGAGUUUUACAUGGAUGAACAUGGACGCGUGAGGACAAGAACAAACCGCUCGGGUGGGAUCCAAGGUGGUAUUUCCAAUGGAGAGAUCAUCAACAUGAGAAUAGCUUUCAAACCAACAUCGACUAUCAGUAGGAAGCAAAACACAGUGACCAGAGACAAAAAGGAAACAGAACUCAUCGCUCGUGGCCGACAUGACCCAUGCGUCGUCCCAAGAGCCGUGCCCAUGGUAGAAGCAUCAGUGGCAUUGGUGUUGAUCGAUCAGUUACUAGCACAAUACGCUCAGUGUCAGUUGUUCCCCAUUAAUCCCGAGUUCCAAGAGCCAUUGCAGCUCCCCAAACUUCAACAAACCGGCAUUCCCUUAUAAACCUUGCCCUCAAUAUCUCAAAAUUUUUUGUUCCCGAGGUAAACGGUUUAUUAUUAUAUUGUCUUCGCCGCCCUAGGCUUGUCCACAGGUGUUGUAGAUUCAAGGAUUGUUCAUGGGGAGGUAGUUAUGGCUUCAAUUUCCGUUGAUUUACAUUAAAAUGGAUGGUUGAUCAAAUCCAGAUUUGUAGUAAAAUUUUAUUGUCAACUUUUUAUAUUACAAACUUUAGUUUUCUGAUUA
Messenger RNA from Helianthus annuus (common sunflower), 1680 nucleotides. Its product is annotated as chorismate synthase 1, chloroplastic. Gene Ontology annotation, molecular function: FMN binding; chorismate synthase activity. The record is from RefSeq and is a predicted model, not a curated record. Gene Ontology annotation, biological process: chorismate biosynthetic process; aromatic amino acid biosynthetic process. Bases 121 to 1443 code for a protein of 440 amino acids. Gene Ontology annotation, cellular component: cytosol. The transcript has 10 exons. Lineage: Eukaryota; Viridiplantae; Streptophyta; Magnoliopsida; Asterales; Asteraceae.